AUGCCCACUACCACAGACAUUCAGCCGGUCCUGCGCGUUGGCUCUCGCGACUCCAAGCUUGCGCUGGUGCAGACCGAGCACGUCAUCGACCUGAUAAAGGCGUCCCAUGCUGGCGUGACCACCGAGCUCGAGACAAUGAAGACGAUCGGCGACAAGAUCCUGGACGUGGCCAUGAACAAGAUCGGCGACAAGGGGCUGUUCACCAAGGAGCUGGAGCUGGCCCUGGAUGCCAAGGCCAUCGACGUGGUGGUCCACUCGCUGAAGGACAUGCCGACAGCGCUGCCCGAGAACAUGCAGCUGGUGGCAAUUACCGAGCGCGAGGACCCGCGCGACGCGCUGAUCAUGAGCCAGAAGAACCGCGGCAAGGUUCUGAAGGACCUGGCGCCCGGCAGCGUCAUCGGCACGGGCUCGGUUCGGCGCGUAGCACAGCUGCGGCGCCUGUACCCGCACCUGGAGUUCAAGGACGUGCGAGGCAACCUCAACACGCGGCUGGCGAAGCUCGAUGCCGAGGACUCGCCGUACGAGGCCCUGAUUCUGGCAGUGGCUGGCAUCAAGCGGCUCGGAUUCUCCGACCGCAUUUCGCAGCCGCUCGACGAGCUGCUGCAUGCAGUAGGCCAGGGCGCGCUGGGCAUUGAGAUCCGCGCUGACGACACGCAGACGCUGGAGUAUGUGAAGUGUCUGAACCACAGGCCGACGCGGCUUGCGUGCUUGGCGGAGCGCGAGCUGAUGCGGGCGCUGGAGGGCGGGUGCUCGGUGCCUAUUGGCGUGCGCACGACGUGGAGCCAGGACAGACUGUUGCUUAAGGCCAUUGUGGCAUCGCCUGAUGGCAAGAAGGCCGUUGAGGCGGAGCAGACUGCGAGUGUGCUGGGUGGAUCUGACGAGGAAGAGGAUGCGCGGGCUGUGAAGCUGGGCAGAGAGCUGUCGGUGGCCAUGCGCGAGAAGGGCGCAGGCGAGAUCCUCGACGCCAUUGAGCACUAG
Messenger RNA from Linderina pennispora, 978 nucleotides. Its product is annotated as hydroxymethylbilane synthase. Gene Ontology annotation, biological process: heme biosynthetic process. The transcript has a single exon. The coding region runs from base 1 to 978 and encodes 325 amino acids. NCBI's taxonomy places the organism in Eukaryota, Fungi, Kickxellomycota, Kickxellomycetes, Kickxellales, Kickxellaceae. Gene Ontology annotation, molecular function: hydroxymethylbilane synthase activity. The record is from RefSeq and is a predicted model, not a curated record. Gene Ontology annotation, cellular component: cytoplasm.